Molecule: messenger RNA, 1716 nt
Organism: Clupea harengus (Atlantic herring)
Lineage: Eukaryota; Metazoa; Chordata; Actinopteri; Clupeiformes; Clupeidae
Gene: fbxl12
Product: F-box and leucine rich repeat protein 12
Molecular function (GO): protein binding
Source: RefSeq, a predicted model, not a curated record
GAAAUAUCUGCGCAUCGGAAGCUCGUCACAGCGGCAGUAUCAAGCGUCCCAUUCCUAGGAUUGGACAACAUAAUUUAUUUCGUGUUCACUGCAUAGUAGUUUAUUAUAGGUCUAAGAAGUAGAAUGCGGUCUCUUAGAAACUUUUAACUUAAAAUCUCACGGGUACAAAAUUGGUCCGUCUACAUAAUAUGACCGUGUAAUCAUUGUUCACGAGUCAAUGGUGGUUCCUUCGCCAUAUUGUUUACAAAAUGGCUGACAUUAAAACUUGUACAUUGGACUACUUUCCUGAAAAUAUUUUAAUUGACAUUUUAUCCUAUUUAAACAUUAAAGAGCUGGUGCGCGCUGGCAGGGUGUGUAAAAGAUGGAGACGUUUAGUGAAAGACCAAAGAUUGUGGCGUGCGGUUGAUCUCACCACCUGGAAAGGGAUCACGUUGCACUUCCUGUGGAUUCUGCUGCGGCAAUACCUGGGCUGUGGCCUGCGCUGCUUGCGUCUGCGAGGCCUGCUGCUCUCUGCGAGGGCAGGGAAGUUAUUAUCGGAGUCCUGGCUACAGGCUCUGGCCUCUAAGUGUCCUCGUCUGCGCCGACUGUCCUUGUCAAAUGCGGACCUCAGGGGCUUGCGGAGCUGCUCCCUCCUGCCCCGGACGCUACAGGUGCUUAAGCUGCAUGCAUGUGAGCUGCCCCCUGGGUUUUUCUCCCAGUCUCCCCCAGACAGCGGGGAAGAGGGAGAAACCGCAGCGUCGGCCAGCCUCAACUCAGCCGAGGGAGGUAAGAGCAAGCCGAGCAAAGGGCAAGCCUCUGCUGCGUCAGGCAUCACCAUUGAUACUCUGGUCCUGGACAACGUGCCAUCUUUCACAGACCAGCAUCUGCAGAGCCUGAGCUCCUGGGAGAAACUGACUAUACUUGAGCUGCGUGAUGUCAUCCGCAUUACCGCAGCAGGCGUGCGGAACUGUGCGCCCAAGGAGUUUGUCGUCAAGAGCCCCGUUGGCGGCCUCUCCAGACUACGACACCUGGAGAUGGGCAACUUCGGCCGGCCCGGCUCCCAGAUGCAGAUGGCGUCCCUGGGCCUCGGGGUGGGCUGGCCUGGACUGGAGGAGGUCAGCCUCGGGGGCCGCGAGGUGGGGCCGGGGCUCCUUUGCCUGCGACGCCUGCGCGACCUGCACAGGCUGCGGCUGCGCAAUUGCCCGCUCAGCGAGAUGCAGGUGCUGCGCGGCUGCCGCAUCCUGCGCGGCCUAAGACAGCUGGAGUUCGAUGAGGUGGACUUCCAGGUGCACCGCCGACAGCCGGACAGGGAGGCUGGGGAGUUGGUUGGGGUUGAGGUGGAGGAGGAGGAGAGGGGGCCAGAGAGGGAGGCAGAUGUUGAAGGUCGUGGAGGUGCAGGUGCAGGUGGAGGUGGAGUUGAAGGUGGGGAAGAGGGUGAAGGACAAGAACCUGUCGCGGAACCAGGAGCACCGUUUGACGAGACGGACCCGGUACCUUCUAUACGCCGCGCCCUGGCCAAGCUUUUGCCCCAGUGCACGCUUGUGUUCACAGGCUGCAAAGUGACAAUGCGAGACGACUAGUAUGUGGCUGGAGUAGAAGUUUUACGUUUAUGUGUCGUGACUAUCAAAGUGCACACGCCUCUGUAUGAAGGACAGGAUGCUCAGUCUUUCUGAUGUCAUGCUGAGAAUUAAAGCAUUUCUGAGAAGUUAACUGUGAAAUUUCACAGGGUUGACCAUU